AUGUAGAUGUGUAAAUAAUAAAACGCGGUGAAGUGCUGUAGCAGAGAACUUUAAAGAAAUUUGUAGAAACAUAAACGUAUUACGAAGAGACAGUAGUGUUAAAUUCACGCUGUUUUUUGACGCAAAUACAUACAUCAAAAGAUAUCGAGGUUGUUAAAGUUCUAAAUACUCUUCAUACCGAUUUAGUUGAUGUUAAGAAUAAAAAAAAAUGAAUGGAUUCAGUACCGGUGAAGAAGAUUCCAGAGGAGCUGCUGAUCAAAUUUGUUGCCUUGUAGAUGAGGGUGAACGAUGUACUCGGCCAGCUGGCAACGCUUCUUAUAGUAAACGUAUUCAAAAAACUGUAACUCAGCGACGAUUAAAACUUAAUCUUGAUCAAGUGGCACGUCAUAUAUACAUUUGUGAUUACCAUAAACAAGUAAUACAAUGUGCAAGAUCUAAACAACAACAACAACGUAGACGCAAGGAUUCAGAGGAAGAUUCAGGUGAGACAGAUAAUGAUCUACCUGAAGUUGAUCUUUUUCAAUUACAAGUUGGCACAUUAAGACGGUAUAAAAGACAUUAUAAAGUUUCCACACGUCCAGGUUUAAAUAAAGCUCAAUUAGCUGAUACACUUAUGAAGCAUUUUAAAACCAUCCCUGUAAUUGAAAAAGAAGCAUUAAGUUUUUUUAUUUAUACAGUAAAAACUAAUGCCAAUAAAUUGGAUCAAAAAAAUGGUUUAAGUAAUGAUACAACAUAGCCUAGGCCUCAUUUCAGUUUUGUUAUUGUAAUAAUAUUUUAUUAGUAAGAUCAAAAAUAUAUAUAUAUGGAUUUUUACUUGUUAAUAGGAAUAGGUAUUUUAUAAGAACUAUGUAUAAAAUACAUUAAGAAAUAUAUAUAUAUAUAUAAUA
This is a messenger RNA of Apis mellifera (honey bee), 887 nucleotides long. RefSeq names its product histone deacetylase complex subunit SAP30 homolog (gene Sap30). Bases 209 to 736 code for a protein of 175 amino acids. Gene Ontology annotation, biological process: regulation of DNA-templated transcription. The transcript has 4 exons. Lineage: Eukaryota; Metazoa; Arthropoda; Insecta; Hymenoptera; Apidae. The record is from RefSeq and is a predicted model, not a curated record. Gene Ontology annotation, cellular component: histone deacetylase complex. Gene Ontology annotation, molecular function: transcription coregulator activity; protein binding.